CCUUAUCUUCCCCAAACACAACCAAUGGGUUGAGGCUGUGAGGAGGCCUCCCAUAUAGUUAUCCUGUGAUGACCGGCCUCUCAGCUCCUGCUCCGAGCCAUUGCGUCAGCUUUAUUCCCCCUCUCCCUCCACACACACAACACACAACACAUCUGCUGCUGGCGCUCCAGAUCCCAGCAAAAUACACGCUCCAACUCACUCGCUCACUCACUCACCACAAGAACAGGAGAGAGCAAAGCAAAGCAAAGCUCAGAACAACCCACAACUUCAUCCCCGGACUGGAGAAGCCCAGUGUCCUGUGUCCUGGCUCCACAGUAAAGCACAGAGCCCACACCGGCCACAGUGCUAGAUCACCAUGGCGUACCUGCCUGCGACACUCCGAAUAUGGACGUUCUGCAAGCGCGCCGAAAGCUUCCUGUCGGGCCGCAGCGGGCGGCGCGUGACCACUGGCCCAGCAACGACCACGGAGAAGAGCGUGCCGUACAGCAAGACCCUGAAACGGGAGAGCACCGCGGAGGACGCCAAAGGGCCCGGCCGACCCCUGCCGGCCAGCGUGGACGCUGUGGUGGUGGGCGGGGGCAGCCUGGGCUGCCAGACCCUCUACCACUUGGCCAAACUGGGGCUGACCAACGUGGUGCUGCUCGAGCGAGACCUGCUGACCGCAGGCACCACCUGGCACACAGCGGGGCUGCUGUGGCAGUUACGGCCCAGUGACGUGGAGAUCGAGCUGCUGGCCCACACCAAGCGGGUGGUGAGCGAGGAGCUGGAGGUGGAGACGGGUUUAAACACCGGCUGGAUCCAGAAUGGUGGCCUCUUCAUCGCCUCUAACCAACAGCGUCUGGAUGAGUAUAAACGCCUCAUGUCUUUGGGGAAGGUUUACGGGAUCGAGUCCCACGUGCUGUCGCCGGCAGAGACGAAAACACUUUACCCGCUGAUGAACGUGGACGAUCUGUACGGGACCCUGUACGUCCCCUCCGAUGGCACCAUGGACCCGGCCGGCACCUGCUCCACACUGGCUCGGGCCGCAACCGCUCGGGGGGCAACGGUGAUUGAGAGCUGCCCAGUGACAGGGAUUCAGGUGAAGGUGGAUGAUUUGGGUGUGAGGAGGGUGUGUGGGGUGGAGACACCUUACGGCACAAUACAGACUCCGUGUGUGGUGAACUGCGCAGGUGUGUGGGCCCAGAAGCUGGGUGCCAUGGCUGGGGUCAGUGUGCCUCUCAUCGCCAUGCAUCACGCUUACAUAGUGACAGAGCACAUCGAGGGAAUCCAGAACAUGCCGAAUGUGCGAGACCACGAUACGUCCAUCUACCUGAGGCUCCAGGGCGACGCUCUGUCUGUCGGCGGUUACGAGGCAAACCCCAUCUUUUGGGAAGAGGUCUCGGACUCCUUUGCCUUCAGCCUCUUUGACCUGGACUGGGACGUGUUUACGCAGCACAUCGAAGGAGCCAUCAACCGGGUCCCUGCGUUGGAGACCGCAGGGGUCAAGUCCACUGUGUGUGGCCCAGAGGCCUUCACUGCUGACCACAAGCCACUGAUGGGGGAGGCGCCCGAACUGAGAGGCUUCUUCCUGGGCUGUGGCUUCAACAGCGCCGGAAUGAUGCUGGGCGGAGGCUGUGGGAAGGAGUUGGCUCACUGGAUCAUUCACGGCUCCCCAGAGAAGGACAUGUUUGGAUAUGACAUCAGGAGGUUCCACCACUCACUGACACAAAACAACCGCUGGAUCCGGGAGCGAAGUCACGAGUCUUACGCCAAGAAUUACUCUGUCGUUUUCCCGCACGAUGAGCCGCUGGCAGGCAGGAACAUGCGGCAAGACCCUCUGCACCAGGAGCUGCUGCGGUGUGGCUGCGUGUACCAGGAGCGUCACGGUUGGGAACGGCCCGGCUGGUUUAACACAGACCAGACCGUGCCGAUUUUAGAUUACGAUUACUACGGUAAUUAUGGCUACAGUCAGCACAAGGACUAUCAGUACAAACAGCUGCUCAAUGCGGAGUACACCUUCAAGUUCCCAGCCCACCACCACAAGGUCGGGGCUGAGUGCCUGAGCUGCCGCGAGGCUGUCGCUGUCUUUGACAUGUCGUAUUUCGGGAAAUUCUACCUGGUCGGACCGGAUGCCAAGGCAGCGGCCGAUUGGUUGUUUACUGCCGAUGUAAGCAAGUCUCUAGGUUCCACGGUGUACACGUGUAUGCUGAACAGCCGGGGCGGCACAGAGUGUGAUCUGACUGUCAGCCGCCUCCAGCCCCCGGCACAGCCCUCGGCACUGGCCCCCGCCUUCCAAGGUGAUGGGUAUUACCUGGCAGUGGGAGGGGCAGUGGCCCAGCACAGCUGGUCGCACAUUACCAGUGUUCUGCAGGACAGAGGGUAUAACUGCCGGCUGAUUGACUUCUCCGAGGAGCUGGGCAUGAUCAGCAUCCAGGGACCCAAGAGCCGGGAGCUGCUGCAGGAGGUGCUCGACACUGAUCUCAGCAACGAGGCCUUUCCCUUCUCAACACACCAGCUUGUCAAAGCCGCCGGGCACAUGGUGCGAGCUAUGAGGCUGUCCUUUGUGGGGGAACUGGGUUGGGAGUUGCACAUUCCCCGGGAAGCCUGCGUACCGGUGUACCGCGCAGUGAUGGAGGCGGGCGCCAAGCACGGCAUCGUGAACGCUGGUUACAGGGCCAUCGACUCCCUCAGCAUAGAGAAAGGGUACCGACACUGGCACGCUGACCUUCGCUCUGACGAUACGCCGCUGGAGGCAGGGCUGGCCUUCACCUGUAAACUGAAGUCCCCGACGCCGUUCCUGGGCCGCGAGGCGCUACAGAGGCAGCGAGAGUCGGGGCUGUACAAGCGGCUUGUGUGCUUCACCAUCGACGAGAAGGUGCCGAUGUUCGGGCUGGAGGGAAUCUGGAGGAACGGCCAGGCUGUGGGUCACCUCCGCAGGGCAGACUUCGCCUUCGCUCUGGAUAAGACGCUGGGUUACGGAUACAUCAGCAACCCUCAGUGUGGAGUGGUGACGCCUGACUAUGUUCGGAGUGGGGAAUACUCUUUGGAGAGGAUGGGGGUCCGGUACCCGGCACAAGCCCAUCUCAAGUCUCCCUUCGACCCCAGCAACAAGCGAGUGAAGGGGAUUUACUGAGGCUGAGCAGGAAGCCAUCCUGGCCUGUUCCUGCUCCGGGAUCCGGAAUCCGGGAAUGCCAGAAGCAGCUAAAGUCCGGAUGUUUAAUUAGGUUUAAUUCCAACCCUCCCUCCUGGUUUUGUGUAGAGUUAAGGUUAGGGUUAGGGACUCGCCAAUAGCUGGGACUGGGAAUGGGGUCCCAAUAGCUGGGACUGGGAAUGGGGUGCUGAUUUCCGUCUCUCCCACUCAGGACCAGGGAGCGACUCAAUGUUUACACCAAAUCAGGUGCUGAUUUCAUGGGAACUCUGUCUUUAAUGAGACGUCAGAGAGUCCAUGCCCCUAAAUCCCUCUCCAGCCUCGGGUUUGGACACAAUCAUCUGUAAUUUGUUCAUUCAGAAAUGGAAGAUCUUUAUAUAAUAACGGGUCAGUCUGUCAAUAACAAAUUGUAUUUAUCUAACCUUUCAUAUAGGGAGGACGUCCCAAGCCGCUGAAGUAGGGUUAUAACCUAUACAAUGUCUUGUGUGUUACGUGAUGUGUUACCGUGAGGCUGGUGCAGGUGAAUGCCGGGUCGUGGGAUAUAACAUUGUUUGUUACAAGGUCUGGUGCAGGGGCUGCAUGUAAUUUCAUUGCAAGUUACUCGGCGUCUUACAGGACUGCAUGUAAUGCCAAUGCGCUAGGUUUGGUGUUAGAAAGGUCCAUUUUGUUGUUACUGUGUUUUACGUUGGGUGUUACAGGGUUACAAGUCGUGCCAUUGUGUGUUAUGCCAUGUGUAAUGGUACGUCACAGGUCUGUAUUAUGUCAAGUGUAUGUAUUAUAUAUAGUAUGUAUGUAUCAUACAUGUAUGUAUGACCCUCCUCUUCUCUCAAGACUGAAGAGCUCAGCAAUUAUCUAAUCGCUGCUCAUAGAUCAUUCCCCUUAACACUGGAGAACAGCCUCGUUGCUCUCCUCUGCACCACCUCUAGGCCUGGGCAGCCCCCUUGACCAGAGCUGUGUGCAGUAUUCAAUGUGCGGCCUGACCAGAGCUGUACAGGUUGAAUUUGACGUCUAGGGAUCUUUAUCCAACUGAUUAAGCAAUGUAGCCCAGCAUCCUGCGUGCCCUCACAAUGUUUUGACAUAAUGAGCGACGAGUCGGUUAACACCCCGAGAUCUCUUCCAGAAUCCCCCUUGAAUCCUAGAAAGUACAGUACAAGAGGCCAGUCAACCAUUCUGUCUGUGCUGGAGCUCGCUCCACACUGGAGCUCUCCACUCUAAUCCCAAUCCCUGCUGCUUCCCCAUUGUGUCUUUGCUGGGGGUCGCUCCCCACUGGAGCUCUCUACUCUAAUCCCAUUCCCUGCUGUUUCCCCAUUGUGUCUUUGCUGGGGGUCGCUCCCCACUGGAGCUCUCUACUCUAAUCCCAUUCCCUGCUGUUUCCCCAUUGUGUCUUUGCUGGGGGUCGCUCCACACUGGAGCUCUUGGCUCUAAUCUUAUUUUCUGUUCCCUGUUUUUAAAUGUCAGUAUAUCCAACUUCCCUUUAAACACGGUGUUAGCCUCAGAUCUGGUGCCUUUUGUGAUAACGGAUUCCAUGCACUAACAAUGCUUGCAUGUCUUCCAUCCCCCGCCUUCCACCCUCCUGAUAAUCCUCAAUUUCCAUCCUCUUGGCACUGAUUCGAAACAAGGCACUUUCAGAUAUUAUUCUGAACUCUUUAACAGAAACAAAAAGCAGCAGGAAGGGAUUGGAGUGUGGCGAGCCUCCCACACAAUGAUCAUUAAUAAGCGGAGAAGCUAAUAAUAAUAAUGAUGCUCAUAGCUACAGUGUCCCAUAGCUAAUAAAUAGUGGUUAGAGCACUUGCCUCGCAAGAUUGAGCACCUGGAUUUGAUUCUCGGGCUGGACAAAACCUUAGGCAAGUUUCCUUACUCCACACGCAGUAAGUAGGAACCCGGUUGUUUGUUGAUUGGCGGAUUGCUUUCUGAGAGUAAUAAUCUCUUCAAAAAAAAGUGGUCACUCAAUCCACGACUCUUUGUGGGAUAUUGCUGCAUACAAUUGACUGCCGUGGUUUUUUUUUGGGGGGGGGGAUUUCUUAGCCAGGACACCGGGAGAGAGAAACUUCCUUCUCUUUUCGAAUAGCGCCGUGGAAUCUUUAACGUCCACCUGAACGAGGAGAUGUUACCUAAGUUUAACGUCUCAUCCAAAGGCAGACAUGACCAACAAUGCAGGGCUCCCCUCCCCAGCACUGCAUUGGGGCGUUAACUUAGACUAUGUGAUUCCAAAUUCUGACGUGGGGGCUUGAACCCAUGAUCUUCUGACUCUUGAGGCGAGAGUGCUACCACCACGCCAAGCUGACACAUAAUCAGCCUCAUCACAGCCAAUCUCCACUGUCCCCUCUCUCCAUGGCUGAGGCUGUUCUGUCGUGACCAGGCUGGAUAUGUUACUCCACGCAGAUCACCUACUGCCUCUUGCAGUCACUGUCCUGACACACUGCUCUGUGAGGAGCUCUGCUCCAUGAGGUUUGAGGUCCUCCCAACGUGAAAGGCGCUAUACAAGUGUAAUCUUCUUGUUGUUAUCAGGGAUCCUGGAAUCUUAGCAGGUCAGACUCACGCAGACUCCUGGUGCGGAGAAAGUCAGUGGUCAGAGACCAGACACUGUGUGUUACAUGCCUCCUCUGGGUCCCAUGUCACAGUGGUGUGUCACACACGCCUCCUCUGACUAUGGAUUGACUACACAUUCCCUUUUGAAUGGCAGCCCAAACCAAACCAGUGUUAUAAAACACCCGGUAAUGUGAUAAACACCCAGUGAUGUAAUAAACACCCAUUAAUGUAAUAAACCCUGCUUUUAACUACAA
Messenger RNA from Callorhinchus milii (elephant shark), 5910 nucleotides. It is a transcript of the gene sardh, whose product is annotated as sarcosine dehydrogenase. The transcript is spliced from 21 exons. Gene Ontology annotation, cellular component: mitochondrion. Lineage: Eukaryota; Metazoa; Chordata; Chondrichthyes; Chimaeriformes; Callorhinchidae. Gene Ontology annotation, molecular function: oxidoreductase activity; protein binding. The record is from RefSeq and is a predicted model, not a curated record. The coding region runs from base 356 to 3112 and encodes 918 amino acids.